CGUGUCAGCGAGCUCAAAGAUUAAUAUCUCCCGAAAAAGACUUCUUUUCGUUGUUCUUCAAAAAAAGAAAAACAUUUAUCGCAAACUUAUGUUUGCUGCAUAAAAAAUGCCUCCGAAGAAAAAGAAAGAAAUUGCGCCACAGGAGGUGAAUCAUGUUGAAUCAGAGCCAGAAAUCGCAGAGACGAUUGAACCCGAGACUACGAAGCCACAGAUAUCUCUACUCACUGGCGAACCUUAUGGCCCUCGAGUGCGUAUUAUCAGCGAAAAAGCCGAAGAGGAGAGCUCCGACGAUGAGCCAGAAUCGGAGGGCGAAGAAGAAGCCAGAUAUCGUCAGGAAGAUCACCCGGAAGUACCUUCCGAGUUCUGGCAUAUACAAAAGCUCAUUAAGUACAUGAAGGCUGGCAAUCAAACCGCCACCAUGGUAUCCUUGUGUCUGCUGAAGGAUUAUGAUCUCACCGACAAGAUCAUACAAAAGGCUGUCCAGGAAAUGGGCGGUCUCGAGGUUUUGGUGAACCUUUUGGAAACGAAUGACAUCAAGUGUCAGAAUGGUUCGCUGUCGGUGCUAUUGCAAAUUGCGACUUCCACGGAGAUGAAGCGAUAUUUGAUCGACUUGGACAUCACGACACCGUUAAUCCAAAUGCUGAAGCAUCCCGCUAGAGAUAUCCAGAUUUUAACCGCAGAAACAUUGGCGAUUAUAGCUCGAGUCAGGAAAGCCAGGAAGCAGAUUCGAAUUCGUGGUGGAAUACCACUCAUACUAGAUGUGAUGGAUGUGCCAAAUGAGAUUCUCCGUCGACCGUAUGACGAAUUGAGUGAGGUCAACAAGGAACUCGUGGCGGUCGCUAUAGGUUGCGCCAAGGUCCUAGAUUCCUUGAGCAGCAGUCCGAAAGUCAAGGAGGAGCUUCGCAAACAUGGCGUUGUCCGUCUUAUGUCACGCUUCCUAAGGUCGAAGCAUACACAGCUGAUCAUACCGACAAUGGGCGUCGUGCAGCAGUGUGCUGAUCUGAACGUUUUCAGAGAAGCAUUUGAGCGCGUGGGCAUGAUCGACGAGCUGGUGCGCCACUUGAGAAACGACAAUGUGAAACUGAAGGAGAAUUGCGCCCUAGCCAUCUUCAAGUGUGCCUCGAAUCGGGAGACCCGAACGAUGGUGCGUAGGUCCGGCGGUCUGGAUCCGCUCUGCAAGCUUGUGCAGAGCGACGAGGUGCGCGUCAACAAGCAGCUACUGGCCGCGGUGACCGGCAGCGUUUGGAAGUGCGCCAUCAGUCCGGAGAACGUAACGAGAUUCAAUCAGAACGGUCUGGUGGCAUCGCUGGUGCCGCUACUUGAAGAGAACGAGGACGAGCGGGUGUUGGCCAACGUCGUGGGCGCUCUCGCCGAAUGCUGCAAGGAUCCCGCUAACAGGGACGUCUUGAGAAUUAACGAGGGUCUACCGAAACUGAUCAGAUUGUUGAGCGCCACGUAUCAGCCAUUACUCGAGAACGUGCCGUUGGUGCUGAAAGAGUGCGCCGUCGACGAGAGAUGCAUGGACAUCAUCAACGAUCCGGAGCACCGGCUGGACGGGGUGCGAUUGGUCUGGUCCCUGCUGAAGCAUCCGAGCGACGUGAUCAAACGUAACGCCUGCCUCGCACUGGUGCCCUGCAUCCGGCACGCCAAGGACUCGUCGGAAAUGGUUCGCGCCUUCGUGGGUGGUCUGGAGCUCACGGUCAGCCUCCUGGAGAGCAAGGACACGGAGGUGCUCGCCGCGGUCUGCGCCAUGAUCGCGGAGAUCGCCGCCGAUCCCGAGAAUCUGGGCAUCCUGACGGAUCACGGGGUCGUGAGGAAAUUGGCCGCCCUCGUGGAAACUGACGACGAAAAUUUGCGGGCAAAUCUAACGUUAGCGAUAGCUUAUUGCUGCGAGUGGGAUCGAAAUAGUUACGAAUUUGGCAAACUAAACGCCGUUGCACCGCUUGUUAAUUAUAUGAGUAGCAAGAACAAGGACGUAUUAAAGGGUGUCUGCAUCGCCGUAUACCAUUUGAGCAAGGAGCCCUUAAAUUGCGUGACCAUGCACACCUGCGGCGUUAUUAAGCACGUAUUGCGCCUGGUGGGUUCGGACGAUCCGGAAGUGCAGAUCGCAGCUGCGUCCACAAUUCGUCACAUAAGAAAACUCGCAUUGACAGCGGAGAAAUUCCACUUCAAAGAAAUGAGCACAUUACAGGAAACUGAUUUUCGUCUAUGAAUGACAUUAGUUAUCAAUAUAAAAGACAAUAUUAGGAAGAGAAAAA
This is a messenger RNA of Camponotus floridanus (Florida carpenter ant), 2258 nucleotides long. It is a transcript of the gene gudu, whose product is annotated as armadillo repeat-containing protein gudu. The record is from RefSeq and is a predicted model, not a curated record. Bases 107 to 2212 code for a protein of 701 amino acids. NCBI's taxonomy places the organism in Eukaryota, Metazoa, Arthropoda, Insecta, Hymenoptera, Formicidae. The transcript has 10 exons. Gene Ontology annotation, molecular function: protein binding.